AUGAAGAGCCUCCUGCUCUUGUGCUUAGUCGGAGUAGCUUUGGCCACACCUUUGAUUGAAGAGGCAACGGGGUAGGUUGAGUAGUAACGCUGAUUAAUCUUCCUUUAGCGCCCCUUGUAAAGCGUCGAUGGAAAUUUUGGGGCAGAGCCUCCGUACGGUGCUCCAUAAUCCCAUUGAAAGACGCGCUACGGUCGCCGUUAUUGUCAAGUCAUACGAGGUGGCGGUAAGGAAAAGAUUUUAAAAAAAGCCGCAAAGAUGUAUAAAAAAAAAUUUACCAAAUCUUCAGUGUACCAAGAAGCAUUGUGGACCUUGCGAUUAUGGAAUUAUUGAUUGCAUAAAGGCUCAAGCCUACACCAGCAAGUUGGUUAUCACUCCAGCCAACUGUUGCAGUCACUGUUCGAAGCGCAUGGACAAGUUUGGCAAAACGGCCAAUGAUGAAGUCUUCCGUUGA
Bursaphelenchus xylophilus (pine wood nematode) is the source of this 451-nucleotide messenger RNA. The record is from the annotation of a GenBank genome assembly. Lineage: Eukaryota; Metazoa; Nematoda; Chromadorea; Rhabditida; Aphelenchoididae.